Messenger RNA from Micromonas commoda, 2021 nucleotides. RefSeq lists its product with no specific name. Gene Ontology annotation, cellular component: endoplasmic reticulum. Bases 1 to 1959 code for a protein of 652 amino acids. The transcript has a single exon. Gene Ontology annotation, molecular function: phosphatidylcholine lysophospholipase A1 activity. Lineage: Eukaryota; Viridiplantae; Chlorophyta; Mamiellophyceae; Mamiellales; Mamiellaceae. Gene Ontology annotation, biological process: phosphatidylcholine metabolic process. The record is from RefSeq and is a predicted model, not a curated record.
AUGCCCGCGGGGACUCGGCCGUGGUUGGAGGCGUUCAGCGUGCACAGGCACCAUCACAUCGCCAGGGCGCCGGCGCACGGGCUGGCUCCCGCGCACGCGGCUCGGCUCGCGCGAUCGCUGCGCAGGCAGAGCGUCGGGUUGGUGCUGGCGGGGGGCGGCGCGAGGGGUUUCGCGCACGUCGGCGUGCUCAUGGCGUUGGAGGAGGAGGGCGUGCCGGUGGACCUCCUGGGAGGAACGUCGAUGGGUUCUUUCGUCGGCGGGCUGUACGCCAAGGAGCCCACGGCGCUGCUGACUCGGAUCAUCGCGCGCCGACUGGCGGUGCACAUGUCCUCCACGUGGAACCAGCUGAUGGACCUGACCGUCCCCGUCGUCAGCUACUUCUCCGGGUUUCGGAUGAACAAGGUGCUCGAGCCCUUGUUCAGGGGGGCGAAGAUCGAGGACUGCUGGCUGCCGUUUUUCUGCAUGACGCUCGACUUGGUGUCGUGCGUGCCCAUCGUGCACAGGAACGGAACUCUGUGGAGGUACGUUCGAGCGUCCAUGGCGCUCGUGGGCUUUCUCCCGCCGCUGUGCGACUGGGCGCCGCGCGAGCGUGCGGGCGCGCAGGGAACCGACCCGUCGUCCCCGCGAUCCUCGAUGGACCAGCCGGGAGGCGCCCUCCAAACCGUUAACUCGACCGGGGGAAACGGAAGCUCCCCGAUUAAUUCCGUCUCAACCUCCGGAGACGCCGGAAACAAAUCGGGACAAUCGCGGGACCGGAGGUUAUCCGGGCUGGGCCGGCAGGAACCCGGACGGUUGCACGUGCUCGUGGACGGCGGGUACGUGAACAACUGUCCGACGGACGUGAUGCGCGCGAUGGGCGCGAGGAUCAUCGUCGCCGUCGACGUGAGCGGCCACGGGUUACCCGAGUCUCGGAUGAAACCCUGGGGCGACGCGCUGUCCGGAUUCACGCUCAUCAUGAAGUCGUGGCUGCCGCAGUGGCUCGGGGGCGGGCCGUCGUGCCCCACGAUGGCGGCCAUGCAGUCCCACUUGCCGUACAUCACGGAUUACGCGAACGCCGCGCGGAGGUGGCGAACAGUGGACGUGAUGGUUCGGCCCGCGGUGGCGGAUAUUCCGAUUCUCGCCUUUAACAGGUACGCCGAGGUGGUCAGAGCCGGGCACGAGGCUGGGCUGCGGGCGAUACGCGCGUGGAAGGUGGCGAACCCCGACGCGUUGCCCAUCCUGGACGACGGGAUGUGGCGCCCGAGCAACGCGGGCGGGGGGGGCGGGGGCGGCGGUCUCGGCGGGAUGACGCUGCGCGAGGUUGGAAGCAAGGGCCGACUCGCCUCCGUCGCGCCCGGCGGGGGUGUCGGCAUCGGCGCGAGGCUUCCGAGCACGGAGACGCUCGUCAGGGGGGGCGGGCUCCUCGGCGCGUCGUCGUCGUACGGCGGUGGGAUGGGCGGGAACUCCAGCGGGGACCUCGUCGCUCGCGGCUUCGACUCGGAGAUGGUGGAGGCGAUGGAGCGGGACCCGUUCGGCGACGGAAGAUCGAAUUCGGCGAUGGACGAUCCGACCCGAGAACGGAUUCUUCCGGACGAUUACGUGGAGCGGCACGCGAUUCGUCGCGCGAGCGCGGAGCGCACGGAGCGCGCGGCGCGUGAGGCGGCGAUUUUGCUCAAAGACGCGGACGCUCGUCGCGCGGAGGCGCGGCGGAUGGAGGCGGCGUCGGCGGGUAGUCCCUCGCCGGGUGGUGAGUCACCGGGCCGACCCCCGGCGCGGUGGACCGGCGACACCCUUCACGACGACGGCGACGACGACGGCGAGGGCGGGAACGGCGGGCCGGGCGAACGAUCGGACGUGAACGCGCACCCCGACCCGGGGCGGCGGCGCACGGAGCAGUGGCUCACGCGGGUGGGCAGCGCGCCGCGGGAAUUUCUAACCCCGGAUCAGCCGCGCGUUCGCCGUCGCGGGGGGUUCGGUUAGCUAGCUAGACCGACGGUUCGGCGACGUCGGUUUUAAGUUCGGAGCUAAGAUACUUCGUGGCU